This is a messenger RNA of Coregonus clupeaformis (lake whitefish), 1547 nucleotides long. RefSeq names its product dysbindin. The record is from RefSeq and is a predicted model, not a curated record. Gene Ontology annotation, cellular component: cytoplasm. Lineage: Eukaryota; Metazoa; Chordata; Actinopteri; Salmoniformes; Salmonidae. Bases 277 to 873 code for a protein of 198 amino acids. The transcript is spliced from 4 exons. Gene Ontology annotation, biological process: negative regulation of protein kinase activity.
GUGAGUCCACCAAGGGAGAAGGGUCCUGUACUGUUCAAUAGAAGAGAGAGUGUGUGUUUGAGAGAGCCAGUGAGUUUCUUGAGAGUGCUUUGACUCUGUCUCUGUCUGUCCCAGGAGAGGAGGAGGGCGAUGAGCUGUCCUGCUAAAGCUCUGGAGGGCUGAUUGUUCCCCACCACAUCGCAUCUCUGUACCUGACUGUAUGAACUGACCCUCCAGUCCUCCUCAACAGCACACCUUAUCUGAUUCUGCAGCUCUCUGUCCGAAGCUGCCAGCACCAUGAGCUCAUCUGGGGCAAACCUCCAAAACAAGCGUCUACCCUCGGAGACCGAGCAUGCUCAGAGGGUCCCAGGAAUGGAUGCAGCCCAGCAGUUGAAACUGAGAGAGCGACAGCGCUUCUUUGAGGAGGUGUUUCAGCACGAUGUGGACGUCUACCUGUCCUCUGCCCACUUGCAGAUUCAUGACUAUAAGAGACCUCCCAUUGGCAGCGUCUCGUCCAUGGAAGUUAAUGUGGACAUGCUGGAGCAGAUGGACCUCAUGGACAUCUCUGACCAGGAAGCCCUGGAUGUCUUCCUCAGCUCUGGGGGGGAUGAGGGGGUGCUGGCCUCCCCUCUGCCAGGUAAAGUAGUUCAUGGCAACAACAACAACAAUGAGGUCAUCAACCAGGGACGCUCUCGCCACUACAAUGACGGUUGUGAUGGGAAGUUCUGCAUGUCCUCCACCCCCUCCACUCACAGCCAGAACACCAAUGAGGACAGACGGGACACCCCAGUCAUCCAAUCAGAUGAUGAGAAUGUGCGUGUCGACACACACUUGCUGAUGGGAUCACCCCCAGGGAAAGAUGAGGAGAAGGAUCGGUCUAUCCUCUCUUCCUAGGCGCCUUCCUUCACUUCCAAUAUUCAGUAACAUUUUGGACUUACUGAUGCUUACAAGUAUCACUGAAACUGGACACUCACACACAUAAGUCUUUCAUGGACUGGCAAGGCAACUGUCACUUUCCACAGCCUUUUCUUUACUCUUCAUGUUGUUUUGCCUGAACUGUCCAUAGAAAGCCAAAUCUUCUCCAAGCUUGCUUAUCUCCAUUUAUACUUCUGGCAUGUAGAUGACAGGACAUUUUUAUUAUUUCCUCAUUUAGGAUUCUAUUAGGAUCUGGCAAUGUGUGGUACUCUUUCGGGAAGGAGUGUUAGUAAAAAGUAAGCAUCUGUAUUAACCAGGUUGAAAUAAAGGUAGAAUAAUUGGUAUAAUAAAGAUGUAGAGAAUUAUUUAAAAAAAUGUAAGAUGUAAAUAAAGACAGGUUAACUUUUUUUCUUUAGAGAAAAACAUAUCAACUUUGCCAUGCUUUGUAAAUCUGGCCCUUAGUUCCCAUAUCCCUAAAAUCUUCAACCAACCCCAAAACACCUACCACAAAUAAGAACUAAGGACAUACUGUACAUAGUGCUUAGUGGUGCUUUCAUUUGUUAUCUUUCUCUUAGUCUCCUCUUCUUCUGACUUAAAGUUUAUUUGUUUUAACUAUAAAGAGGAAUAAAAAACAGCAUUUGUUUCCCUGCAAA